AUGUACUCCACAGCAACUGAACUACUGAGGGGUGGUAAACUUAACUUUAGAACAUCCUCGUCAUCGAUCACGGGCAACGAGAUCCGGUACAACGACCCGGACUGCAGACCGGGAAUGCGAUGUACCAGGAUCGAGGCCUGUGACGACCCGGGCACCGCCCCGACCCUCAGCGCGGACAAGAAGCACUUUGCUUGCUGCCUGGAGGGACAGCAGCUCCUCGGCAGCCCCGACACGGCGUUUGACUGCUGCGCCGGCGGCCACGACUUGGUGGGCUCCGCCGCGACGGGCUACCGCUGCUGCCCGAUCGGCUACACGUACGACGGACAGCUGUGCAGGGAGCUGUGCAAGAACGGAAAGCAGCUGGUCGACGGGAAAUGUGUCUGCCCCGAGGGGACCGUCGAGGCGGCGGACGGGACCUGCAGGCAGGCCAGGCCGCCGAAGCCGGAUUGUUCGUCUGGAUUGGAGACGGGAAAAUGCCACACCUUCACGAGCGAGAAUGGCGACCGCCUCGGCCUGCACAACGACGGGGUGUACUACGCCACCAAGGACAGCAUAGCCCAUCGGUACGGCAAGUUCCAGCUCUGCAAGGACGAGAAGUGCACGCCCGGCCUGGCCAUCAACCCGUCCGACAAGACGUACAUCCGGGACAUCUACGGCGACGUCACGACGGGCGCCAACGCCGGCAUGUGGCUCAACAACGCCAAGAACGGCCGGCACAUCGGGCGCACCAAGGCCUUCGACCAGGCGGGCGAGUUCGCGCUGAGCAAGUGGCCCUGCGGCAAGUACUGCCUCGGCGGCUUCCGGCACGGCCUCGGCCCGGCCUGUCCCGCCCAGACCCCGGCCCUGACCUUCUACACGCAGGAUCCCCAGAUGUGCGUCCCCUUCGAGCUGACCGAGGUCCCCUGCGACAUCAAGUCCGACGCCAACAACUGCAUCUGGACGAACGGAGACCAGUGCUGCGACAAGGUCGAUUGCUCUUGGAGGAGGCGCGGCGGCGACUCGGGCCACAAGUGCCAUUAA
Messenger RNA from Thermothelomyces thermophilus ATCC 42464, 1020 nucleotides. RefSeq lists its product as uncharacterized. The record is from RefSeq and is a predicted model, not a curated record. NCBI's taxonomy places the organism in Eukaryota, Fungi, Ascomycota, Sordariomycetes, Sordariales, Chaetomiaceae. The coding region runs from base 1 to 1020 and encodes 339 amino acids. The transcript has 3 exons.